This is a messenger RNA of Lotus japonicus, 1975 nucleotides long. RefSeq lists its product as uncharacterized. Bases 1 to 1605 code for a protein of 534 amino acids. The transcript has 2 exons. NCBI's taxonomy places the organism in Eukaryota, Viridiplantae, Streptophyta, Magnoliopsida, Fabales, Fabaceae. The record is from RefSeq and is a predicted model, not a curated record.
AUGGCUAUGGAGUCUUCACCUUCUUCUCUGCCUACUCCUUCUUCUACGAAUUCUCUUUCUCAAGCAUUCUCUCACAAAUUGAGCAUCAAGCUUGAUGAUUCCAACUUUUACUCAUGGAAGCAACAAGUAGAAGGUGUCAUCAGAUCUCACAAGCUGCAGAAAUUCGUUCAAGAUCCUCCUCAAAUUCCUGUGAAAUUCUUGACUGAGGAAGAUCGAAUCAUGGAGAAUGUGAAUCCUGAGUUUACAGAUUGGGAGCAACAGGAUUCAUUCCUCUUCACCUGGCUUCUUUCUACGCUUUCGCCUUCGAUUCUUCCCAAUGUGAUCCAGUGUGUGCACUCUUGGCAGAUCUGGGAAGAGAUUCACUCGUUUUUCAAUGCCAAAUCGCGUGCUCAGUCAACACAAUUGAGGAAUGAGUUGAAGAACAUCACAAAAGGUACCAAAACUGCUUCUGAAUUUCUGCAAAGGAUCAAAACGAUUGUGAAUACGCUUGCUUCAAUUGGAGAACCUGUGACUUUCCGUGAUCAUCUGGAAGCUAUUUUCGAUGGUCUCUCUGAAGAGUACAGUGCUUUGAUGACGGUUAUCUACAACCAAACAACCUACUACUCGAUUUCUGAGGUGGAAGCUAUGGUGAUUUCGCAUGAAGCACGAUUUGAUAGGAUGCGAAAGAAACAACAAGCUGAAACCACUCCUGCAGUGUUCCUUGCACAGGCGCAAAAUCCGCCUUCAUCUUCUACUGCACCGGCGCCGCCGCCACAAGCUCUGUGGACUCAGCCUACUCCGGCGCCGCCAUCGCCAGCGCCGCAACCUCCUGCAACCAGUGUCGCUUCUUCCCAGCCACUCGAUGGUACUGUUGCUUCUGGCUAUGAGAGUCGCGAUGAACAAAAUCGCAAUUUUGGUGGCUAUGGCAGAGGACGCGGGCGCGGGAGAGGACGCAAUGUCCAGUGCACAUACUGCAACAAAUGGGGUCAUGACACAGCUUCUUGCUGGUCACGCCCUUCAGGAGUUGCUCCUGGUACUAAUCCUCAUGGUAAUUCUGGACAAUCUGGAAAUUCUGGUCAAUUUGGGAAUGUUAGUCCCAAUUUAGGGUUUUCUCCAAUGCAAUUUGGGGGUUUUCCUUCUAUGGCUAAUUUUGGGAUUACACCUUAUGCAUCCUACAAUCCCAUGUAUCCACAGUAUGGUUCUAAUGCUAAUUCAGGUCCUGGUAUGCCUACUUGGCCUCCUUGGUGUGUUCCACCUAUCUCUGGCAUGCAAUUUCCUCAACCAACUGGAAUGCAUUUUCCUCCAGCUGCUGGAAUGCAAUUUCCACAAGCUGCUGGUAUGCAAUUUGCAAGACCUUGGGCUCCUCAGCCAACCACUUUUCCAAGGUCUCCACAACAUCCAGCUCCCACUGGUGUUGCUCCUCAGGCCAUGUUGACUACUGCUCCUGCAUCUUCUACACAAUUCACUGCUGCACCUCAAGUGAAUUGGUGUCCUGACUCUGGGGCCACACAUCAUGUGACAAACAAUCCUGGCAUUUUUGUGGAUAAUGUGCCUCUAGCAACACAAGAUCAACUUCUGGUGGGCAAUGGUCAAGGAUUACCAAUUCAGUCCAUAGGACACCUCUGAACUUCUUCUCACUGGAAGUGUUGGUGAUGAUGGUCUUUAUUACUUUGAUGGACCACCCUCACAAGCUGUGUCUCACUCUCCUGUUAAAGCUUCUUUGUUUCAGUCUUCUUUGCAUUCUCAGCCACUGGCACAGGCUGGCUUAGCUUCUCAGCCUGUAGGAAACAAAGCAUCUUCUGCUAUUGAUUUGCCUUCUUCAUUAGUGAAUUCUAGUGUUUCAAGUUCUGCACCUUGUAAUAGUAGUAGUAAUAUUUCCAUUUAUGAGUUGUGGCAUAAUAGAAUGGGUCAUCCCCAUCAUGAUGUUCUCAAGCAAACUUUGUCUUUGUGUAAUGUUCCAGUUUCAAGCAAUAAAAGUGUGUUUUCUUUUUGUAAA